Messenger RNA from Melampsora larici-populina 98AG31, 765 nucleotides. RefSeq lists its product as uncharacterized. The coding region runs from base 1 to 765 and encodes 254 amino acids. The record is from RefSeq and is a predicted model, not a curated record. NCBI's taxonomy places the organism in Eukaryota, Fungi, Basidiomycota, Pucciniomycetes, Pucciniales, Melampsoraceae. The transcript has 6 exons.
AUGCCAACAUUGUCAGAAUGCACUAAUCAUACAUAUGCUCGAACAGAUUUUCCCGACCCGGAUAGUGAAGCCCCAGCUCUCAAUUCGAAUUCUGGCACUUGCUCCCCAAGCGUCUCAGGGAGCUUGACCAGGUCUGUCAACCCUGUUACAUCUACGAUCCAAGAGAAUCUCUCUGCUUCUCUCUUGCCGUCUGUCGCGACUCCUCCGCAAUUGGACUCGUGCACCAAUACUACUGUACAAAAAAAACGAGCCACGGCCCACGAGCUCGAUGGGAAUCUGAUCACAGUCUUAUCGGAAAAAUCACAGGCAGCCAAAUCAAUGUCGCAGUGCAUGACUGUGCCCCUUCAAUCUAAAUCUAAGGCUCCAAUCAAAACCAACGACGAUGUUCCGCCACUUAUUGAUGUCUCAGAAACAAAUUGGAUGGACUCGCCGAAUCCAGUCCGGGACCUAGAGGAAGCAGUCGAGGACCUCCGAUUGAAACUGGAAAUGAACGAGAAGUCUGAUCUCAGUAUAUUAGCUGAGGAGAUGCGGCGAGAAGAAGAAGUUCGUCUUCUCAAAGUAUCAGUUGCAGGUCUGGAAGGUACAAUCAAAGAUUUCGGAUCACUGCAUGUCGCUGUGACAAACUUAGAAUCUCAAGUCACGCGCCUUUGUGGAAAGUUGAGUGCGGCAGUUGAGGACAUUAGAGUCCAGGAGCAAGUUAUCAGACAGUUGAUGAGUCUGGAUGAAGGAGAUGAAGAUGACUCAAUCAACAAUUCGGAGUUGUGA